Messenger RNA from Marmota monax (woodchuck), 3090 nucleotides. Its product is annotated as KN motif and ankyrin repeat domain-containing protein 4-like. Gene Ontology annotation, biological process: negative regulation of actin filament polymerization. Gene Ontology annotation, molecular function: protein binding. Lineage: Eukaryota; Metazoa; Chordata; Mammalia; Rodentia; Sciuridae. Gene Ontology annotation, cellular component: cytoplasm; cytoskeleton. The record is from RefSeq and is a predicted model, not a curated record.
AUGGAAAAGACAGAUGCUAAAGACCAGAUCUCUCCGGGUAAUGAAGAGAAAGACCCUCCAAGGAGCCACCCGUACUCUGUGGAGAUCCCAUAUGACUUUCACUUGGCCCUGGACUUCCUCAAGUAUGUAGAUGACCUUGAGAAAGGGAACACCAUCAAAAGGAUUCCUAUCCACAGAAGAGCCAAGCAGGCCAAGUUUAGCACGUUGCCCCGCAAUUUCAGCCUUCCUGACAGUGGGGUUCGCCCCCAUGUUACUAUCCCCCAGCAAAACUGGUCUCCCGCAGUGCCAAGGAAGGUGUCACUGAGGACCCAGGAGCAAACCCAGUCACUGCUGCUAGGUGAUCCUCCCCACGCCUCAGCCAGCGGGAGCCAGGUGAGCUAUCAUAGGAAGGCCCUAUUGGUGGAGGCCUCCAGGCAGCUGGAGGCUGCUGCUCCAGAGGAAGCCGAGCUCACUUCUGGGAGUGGAUGGCCCCAGCUUUUGAGCUCCAGCAUGCCAGCCACGCUGCCCCAAAACAGGGCCUCGGAGGGGCCAAACCUAAGCUCAGGUCUUCCAGCACCUCCUGCCUUCCCUCCUCUGCAGGGGGACGGCAGCGUCUGGAAUGCCAGGAUUUGCAGGUGGAAGGAUUUGCAGGUUUUCACAGCUCCAGCCUCUAGCAACCACCCAUCUGACAGCGAUUUGGGAGACCUGGUGGCAGGGCUCCCAGAGUUAGUCCAGGAGGGGGCUGAGCCUGCAGUGGGGGAAGUGAAGGCUCCAAAUCACAUGUUUCUCCCAGGGCCUCCUCCCGCAUUCCAAAAUGCACUCCUAGAGGUGCGGAAGGCUAACCCCAAACCAGAGAAGCAGGGGGGGGGGGCGGUUCUCACACCUGGCUCCUCAACACCCAGCCCCCCACCUCUGCCAUCUCCCAUCCCUGAGAAUGAGCUCCCUCUGGAGGAAGUCGAGCUCAACAUCAGUGAGAUCCCACCCCCGCCGCCCAUAGAGUUGGAUGUGAGAAGCAUCGGCAUCCGGGUAACUGAGGAAAGCCUGGACCUUGCCCUGGUGGACCCCAACAGCAUCUCCACCCUGAAGGAGCGGGUCUCAGCCCUUGAGGGUGAAUUGUCUGGCAGAACCAAGGAUCUGACCCAGGUCCGAGCUGCCCUUCAGCAGCAGGAAGAGGAAAUCAAGACGCGGGAACAGAGGAUUCGAGAGCUAGAGUGCACUGUAGCCCAAUUGGAAGAAAAGCUUAGCCAAGAGACGUCCAGAGAUGCCCAGGGCCAGGCUGAUGCCAUGGUGAACACUGACCCUCCCCGUGGGCUCUUCCCAGGGGAGUCAUGUGACAAGAGCAUCGGGGUCAACCUUCUGAGCAUCACAGACUCUGAAAGCUGGGCCGGGGGAGAGGAGAAUGGCUUCCUAUGGGGGCAAAAUGGUCACACUCGAACGGGUCAGAGACUGACAGAGCCUGUGCUACCGCCCCAGCUCUCACUGCCACAGGGACCUGAGAAGGUCCUUGCCUCCCCUUUACAUUGCUGCCUCCCCACUGAACUCAGGAUUGAAGAAGCAGGCUCUGAGCACGAGGGAGGCCUGCAGGCAGGAGGCGAGAGCCUGGCCAGGGCAGCACAAGGUUCUUCACGGAGCAGUGACAGAGAGGCUGCCCCAGGGUCCAGGGAGGAGCUCCCAGGGAAGGAGCACCCGGGAAGGCCACCAAGCUCUCCAACAGAUGCCACCAUUGGGCAAUAUGUGAAAAAGAUCCAGGAGCUCCUGCAGGAGCAGUGGAGCUGCCUGGAGCAUGGGUACCCGGAGCUGGCCAGCGCCAUCAAGCAGCCUGCCUCCAAGCUCAGCAGCAUCCAGAGCCAGCUGCUGAGCUCCCUCAACCAGCUGCUGUCUGCCUACUCAGCCCAGGCUCCCCCACAGGAGCCUGCAGCCCCGCCCUCCUCCCCUCCAACCGAGAGCUCCCCGCCGACCAGCCUUAAAUCCACAAUGAAAAAGAAAGACUAUGACUUCCAUGCAGGAGGUAAUGGGACCAAAAAGAACCUUCAGUUUGUUGGGGUUAACAGUGGCUAUGAGACCACUUCCAGCGAGGAGACCAGUGGUGAGGACAGCUCUCCAGAGGACUUGUCUGACAGCGAGGCUGAGAAGAAAUGUGGUGGCCCAGAACACAGGCGGGGCCAAGAUGCCACCAGCUGCGAGGCUGGCCAGGAUGUCCCUGAGGGCACUGACAGCACAGGCCAGGAAAGCGGGUUUGGGGAAGAAGCCCCCCAUCCCAAGGCUGAGAGAUAUAAACCCUCAGAAAAAUUUCUUAACGCAUGCAGAGCAUUGAGCCAGUAUCUGCCGGAGACUGGGACCACCACAGACCAGCUCUUGAGGCAAAGCUUGAACACCAUCAGUCAAGAGUGGUUCCAUGUUUCCAGCUGGAAGUCAUCUAGCCCUGCCAUGGUGGCCGCCUACCUCGCUGGGGUCCAGACUCACUCCCCACAUCUCCUGAAGCUGUUUGUCAACUUGGCUGAUCAUAACGGGAACACAGCCCUCCACUACAGCGUGUCCCACUCCAACUUCUCCAUCAUGAGGCUGCUGGAGGACACUGGGGUCUGCAAUGUCGACCACCAGAACAAAGCUGGCUAUACUGCCGUGAUGAUCACUCCCUUGGCUUCUGCGGAGACGGAUGAAGACAUGGCUGUUGUCUGGAAGCUCUUAAGAGAAGGAAAUGUGAACAUCCAAGCAACUCAGGAAGGCCAGACCGCCCGGAUGCUGAAGGUCAUCCACGACCAGGAAGACAUGGUCCAAGCGCUACUGAGCUGCCAGGCAGAUGUCAACCUGCAGGACCACGAUGGAUUGUGGGCUCUCAUGAUGGCCUGUCACCAUGGCAAUGCCAACCUGGUGUGCCUGCUCCUGGCCCACCCGGCCUGGGACAGCAGCCUGACUGAUAAGGCUGGCCACACCGCUCUGUCCAUCGUUCUGCAUUCACCUUCCCAUGUGGAAAUUGCAGGCCUUCUGCAUGCCCACACAGCAGGCAGGUCCUUGGGGCUGUAGAGGCUGCAGAGGAACCAGCAGCCAGGAAGAAAAGGCUCCUUCUCUGCACUCCUCCCUGCCCUUGGAGAGGUCAGGGUCACAGCCUGA